AUGAUUGCCAAAGUCCAACGUGUGGUCAUCAUCGGAGCCGGCAUCGUCGGCACCAAUGUCGCCGAUGAGCUCGUCUCACGAGGAUGGACCGAUAUCACCGUCGUCGAACAAGGGCCAUUGGACAUGCCCGGUGGCUCAACGUCGCACGCUCCAGGGCUCGUUUUCCAGACGAACCCUUCAAAAAUGAUGACUCUCUUCGCACGUUACACCGUGGAAAAGUUCCUAUCACUGGAGAAGGAUGGCGAGAGCUGCUUUAAUCAGGUUGGAGGCCUUGAGCUUGCAACUACUCCUGAACGGCUUCAAGAAUUAAAACGAAAACACGGCUACGGCUCUUGCUGGGGUGUUGAGUCACGUCUUCUCAAUCCUGAAGAAUGUAUGGAGAAAUAUCCCUCAGUUAACAAAGACCUCAUCCUUGGUGGCCUUUAUAUCCCCAGCGAUGGCUUAGCAAAGGCAGCUCGAGCUGUUCAGCUUCUCAUCGAGCGAACCAAGAAAGCAGGUGUUCGCUACGUCGACUUGACACCAGUCACUGGCAUCGAGAAGGCUGAUGGUCACGUGACAGGGGUUACAACACCCACUGGGAUCAUACCUGCAGACUAUGUUAUCUCCUGUGGUGGAUUCUGGGGUGUGGAGCUAGGAGCUCAAGUUGGACUGUCGAUACCACUGCUCCCGCUUGCACAUCAAUACGUUAAAACAACUGCAGUUGAAUCUUUGACUAAGAAUAAUCCUGCGCCCAACUCAGCAGUCUUACCCAUUCUACGCUACCAGGAUCAAGACCUUUAUUACCGCGAGCACGGAGACCAGUACGGAAUCGGCUACUAUGGACACCGUCCAUUGCCAGUCGUUGCCGCUACUCUUGGCAAUACUCCCAAAAAUGUGGACGAGCAAAACAUGCCUUCGCGACUCCAGUUCACCCCUGAAGAUUUUGCUCCAGCGUGGGAGUUAACUAGAGAGCUUCUCCCUGCUCUAAAGCAAACUGAGAUUGCUGAUGGGUUUAAUGGAAUUUUCUCAUUCACGCCCGAUGGGGGACCCAUCAUUGGAGAACAUCCUACACUUGACGGUUAUUUCGUCGCGGAGGCUGUCUGGGUCACGCACUCUGCUGGUGUCGCACGAGCCGUUGCAGAGGUCUUGACGGAAGGCAGAUCUAAGAUCGAUCUGGGUGAAGCCGAGUUGACUCGAUUUGAAGAGGUCCAACUUUCUCGGUCCUAUAUCAAUGAGACCUCAGCACAAAAUUUCGUGGAGGUCUACGACAUCAUGCAUCCACUACAACCAAAAGACUCCCCCCGCAACCUCCGGGUUAGUCCGUUCCACGCAAGACAAAAAGAACUCGGAGCUUACUUCCUGGAAGGCGGUGCGUGGGAACGGCCAUAUUGGUAUGAAGCAAAUAGCGACCUAGUCAAAGAGCUCCCCGCAGAGUGGCAGCCAUUGGAACGUGACACUUGGUCGUCCCGAUAUUACUCGCCAAUUGCAGCAGCAGAAGCUUGGAAGACACGAACCUCAGUGGCGGUCUAUGAUAUGACUCCACUUCGUCGCCUUGAAGUGUCUGGUCCUGGAGCCGUUUUUCUGCUACAGCGCCUGAGCACAGGCGACGUUGGCAAGAAGCCAGGUGCAGUUACUUACACCUUGUGGCUAGACGAAAAUGGGGGCGUUAAGAGCGACGUCACAGUGGCCAGACUUGAGGACGAUGUGUUCCAAGUGGGCUGCAAUGGCCCUGUGGACCUGGCAUAUGUCAAUCGCGAAGCUCGCCGACAAAUGCAGCAGGAUCCUCUCAAGUGGGUACAUGUACGUGAUAUCACCAGUGGCACCUGCUGUAUAGGACUGUGGGGACCUCGUGCGAGAGACCUCAUCAGUACCAUCACUCCUGAUGAUUUCUCUAACAAAGCUUUGCGGUAUUUCCGCUGCAAGAAGGCAAGCAUCGCUGGCAUCCCGGUGACUGCAAUGAGAUUGUCCUAUGUCGGAGAGCUUGGCUGGGAAAUUUACACCACCGCUGAUCGAGGCCAAGCACUGUGGGAUGCAAUCUGGAAGGCCGGCAAACCUUAUGGAAUCAUCGCCGGCGGGCGCCAUGCAUUCAACUCAUUGCGACUAGAGAAAGGGUAUCGAUCUUGGGGCACAGAUAUGACUACAGAACACAAUCCCACACAGGCAGGCGUCGGGUUUGCCGUCAAGGCCGGCAAAGAAGGCUUUAUCGGCCAAGCGGCUCUAUCAGCUCGCAGUACGGAACCACUUGAACAACGACUCGCCUGCAUCACAGUUGAUAACAGCAGCUCAGUGGUCCUUGGGAAAGAGCCAGUGUUCCACAACGGAAAGCCAGCUGGCUACGUUACCAGCGCCGCAUUUGGUCACACUAUCGGCAAGCCCAUUGCUUACGCCUGGCUGCCUGCAUCAAUUGAGGUGGGUGAAGCUGUCGAGAUCGAAUAUUUUGGCACACGGUACUGUGCUACCGUAAGGGCCGAGCCUGUGUACGAUCCCAAGAUGACCCGCCUGAGAGAUGUUCCAUCGGAUGUUGAUGUCGUUGCUUCUGCCAGGCUCAACUAG
Messenger RNA from Exophiala aquamarina CBS 119918, 2532 nucleotides. RefSeq lists its product as uncharacterized. Gene Ontology annotation, molecular function: oxidoreductase activity; protein binding. NCBI's taxonomy places the organism in Eukaryota, Fungi, Ascomycota, Eurotiomycetes, Chaetothyriales, Herpotrichiellaceae. Gene Ontology annotation, cellular component: mitochondrion. The coding region runs from base 1 to 2532 and encodes 843 amino acids. The transcript has a single exon. The record is from RefSeq and is a predicted model, not a curated record.